Molecule: messenger RNA, 4843 nt
Organism: Belonocnema kinseyi
Lineage: Eukaryota; Metazoa; Arthropoda; Insecta; Hymenoptera; Cynipidae
Gene: Tpcn1
Product: two pore calcium channel protein 1-like
Exons: 12
Coding region: 194-2728 (844 amino acids)
Biological process (GO): monoatomic ion transport; transmembrane transport
Cellular component (GO): lysosomal membrane; endosome membrane
Molecular function (GO): voltage-gated channel activity; monoatomic ion channel activity
Source: RefSeq, a predicted model, not a curated record
UGUAUCACACAGUAAAAUGUUUGUGACUGUAUUGAGGAAUUCGAUGCUUUCAUACUUCCUUCGCUCAUGAUCGCUCGUUCAGUCUUUCGGCUUCGGUAGCAUUUGGAGUGCGUGGGAGGACUGGAGGAGGAGGAUCGUCGCUUUACGAUCAAGCGAAUUUAUUUUUUAGUUAGUCUUUGUGACGAUAAAAUAAAUGAUUACUUCCAACAACACUUUUAACUCUGCUGACAAUUACCAGCGCUUCGACGACGAUGCAAAUCCAAAUUACGGACAGGAUGGCUACGGAUCCAGUCCCAACUAUGGGUCUAUCUUGUCUUGCCCUUCCUCAGACAGUCGAGCAAGAAUAUCUUCGAGGGCUAGCAAUGAGACUCCUAAUGAAUUGGGCCACAGGAUAGGACUAGACACAUUAGGAGGUGAAGCUUUGAACGAAAAUGCAGCACUUGCUAGGCAGGUUGUGACCAUGGAUACGGAAAUGUACUGGGAAAUGAACUAUCACGAAGCUGCCAUUUUUUUAGAAGAAGGAAGAAACAACGAAAAAUUCGAUUCACACCCGAGGCAUCCUGAGGAUUUACCAGCUUAUUUGCUGGUUCACAAUGGGUGGUACUAUGGCCUCGAUUUGUUAACAUCUUUACUUUUGCUAGCCUUAGCAUUCGUCGAAGAACCAGCAGUUCCUCUUUUUAAGUUACCGGUCUGGGCACAUGGAACAAUAGAGCUUCUAGCUUUGACCACAAUUGGCGUCGAAUUAACUUUAAAAUUAAGAUGGAUAGGAUGGGGUACAAUGUUGAAACAUAAACGAACAAUGCUAAAGUGUAUUACAUUGGUAAUUAUGUUUAUGGAGGCCUUGACAAUCUUGGUUCGGCAGUCUUCGCAUUUUCGAGUGACUCGGGCGCUGAGGCCGAUUUUUCUCGUGGACACAAAAUACUGCGGAGGUGUGCGAAGAUUCAUUCGGCAAAUCUUGUUCACUCUUCCACCAAUUCUGGACAUGCUGGGACUUCUCCUCUUUUUUAUAACGACUUACAUGGUUCUUGGGUAUUAUAUGUUCAACGAAAUGAACACUCACUUUGCUACUCUGCAAGACAGCUUUGUCAGUCUCUUUGUUCUACUGACGACGGCCAAUUUCCCGGAUGUAAUGAUGCAGUCGUAUUCGAAGAAUAAAUGGUACGCCAUAUACUUCGUGUCCUACCUUUGCACGAUGCUCUACGUCAUGAUGAAUCUCAUGUUAGCCGUUGUCAAUGAGACAUUUACGUCCGCCCAAAGAGACAAAUUUAAGAAGCUGUUCCUCCACAAAAGAAAAGCUUGUCAGCAUGCUUUCAAGCUCUUAGUUUCCAAACAAAAUCCUGACAAGAUGAGUUUCCGUCAGUUCGAGGGUUUAAUGCGAUAUUAUGCUCCAAAGAAAUCUUUCAGAGAUGUGGUCUUGAUGUUUCGACUCAUGAAUGCUUCGGGUACGGGCACCCUAAGUACGGAAGAAUUUCUUUCCGUUUACGAUGUGACGGUUCUUUGCUGGGAACCUCAGUAUUCCAGUAUCCCCUGGUAUCAUGCAGCUUGGAGACCGUUACAGUUCCUCUGCCAAGGAGCAAACAUAGCUAUUUCAUGGCCCUACUUUGAGUCACUUAUAUAUGCUGUCAUCGUUGGAAAUGGAAUAGCGAUGGUGGUUCGACUGCUAGAACCAAUCGAAAGUCGACUUGACUCGGCACACAAGUUCGCAGCAUGCUGGGACUCAUUUCUAUUUGGUGGAACUUUUGCAGCUGAAGCUCUGACGAAGGUUCUAGGCCUUGGUGUAAGAAGAUAUCUCAGUUCCGGAUGGAAUCUGUUCGAUUUAGGUGCAUCGAUCAUGACCCUUGUUGGUGCACUGAUUCUAACACUCUUUCCCACGGCAACAUUCUUCGUAGUUUUCAGACCACUGAGAAUGCUGAGACUUUUUAAAAUCAAAAAAAGAUAUAGAGAUGUUUUUGGAACAUUGGUAAUUUUGACUCCUCUUAUGUGCUCCGCUGCAAUCGUGAUGCUCGUUUUGUAUUACUUCUUCGCCAUCAUCGGAAUGGAACUUUUUGCUGGAUACGAUAUGCGAAAUUGCUGCAAGAAUACGACAGUUGAGGACUUUUACAAGUACUCAGUAAAUGAAACUACGAGCUUGGGAUAUUAUUAUCUCAACACUUUCGACAAUUUAGUAGCGAGCGGAAUGACACUCUUCGAAUUAACGGUUGUCAAUAAUUGGUUCAUAUUGAUGAACGCCUAUGCUCUUAUUGUUGGCAAUUAUACACGAGCGUACUUCAUGGUCUUUUACUUGGUGACCAUGAUUGUUUUAACGAUCGUCGUGUCCAGUUUCCUCGAAGCAUUCAGAUUCAGAAUCCAAUACAAGAGGCAGACUUCAAAAAUAGAUGAGGAAAAAAUGCUACACGAGAAAGUCGAAUUAAAAUGGGAGGAGCUACAAUCUAUCGUAGAGGAUUUCCAACUUUUAGAGCAACUUCGAUCCUCCUUAAUGAGCGGCGGAACUAUGGCAUUUAUCGGAUCUCGGCCUCGAACGCGUGAAAUUCUUCAGACGAGGAUGUAUACUAACGAAAUAUACGAAUGGCUAGCAGAGGUCAAAUUAGCAGAGACUCAUGAUGCAUCGGGAAUAGUGAGUAGUUACGAGGAAUUCGAAGAUAAUAUCGAUAGUGUUGAUCCUAAUCAAUUGGCACUAAACGGUUUAUCGAAUACUCGGCAACGAAUCACAAGUAACAAUCCUUCAUAAAACUAAACUGACGUGGCAAUAAUUAGUUACCGCAAGAUACUAUUUCCCUGCUGAAUAAUUUCAGCUUCAAGUUUAAUCUUUCCCAACCGUAGGAAUAAACGAGUAGUACAAUUUUUAUAACUAUGAAAACAGAAUACUUUUUGUUCAAUUUUUGUUUGUACAGAAAUAUUUGGUUCGCCAAACGAAAGUUUCGUAAGUUUUAAAUUUAUUUUAACCACGAAAUUAUUUUAAUGUAGGCAUUUUUAGCGGCUAUGUGCAUUGUGCAAACGAUAUUAUUCGUAUAGAAUUCCACAUUCUUGAUAAUUUCAUCAAUUAGCUAGUGUAGUUUUUUUAACGAGAACAUAUCACACAUUUUCAUAUUCAUUCCCAUUGUUUGUUUAUAUGCAUAAUUUUAUCUAUUAUUUAUGGCUUGUAAAUAACAUAGUAGUCUAUACUCUAUUAUCUAAUUUGCUUAGCAUAUUUACCAGAUGUGUACAAAUGUCAUUAUUUAGCUUCUUUUCGAGAUUUUUUUAACGUGACCGAUUAUUUAUACCGAAUUGUCUCGCGGUCCCGAUAUUUGGGAUCAGUAGUCAAAUAUUCUUUAAAAGCUUGGCCAGUAGUCCCAAAUUUUCGGAAUGAUUAGUUCGUCCAUUUUUCCAAAUCUCUAAAUUUUGCGAGUCGACCGCACGAAGGGAAGUUUCAAGAGAUUAAUUCACGGAAGCCUGUGAUUUUAGCGCUACAAUUUUUGCGUGCUUUAGAGAUUCGAACUCUUUGAUCUAAAAGCAUAAAAUUCGAGACCUAAGAGCAAAGGAGUGUGGCCUAAUGCCUGAAACUUCGAGACUUAUGCUUUAAAAGCAAGGAUUUAGAGAUAUUAUUUUUCGCACUAAAGCGUGAUAAAAUCAAGGAGCAGUGUCGUGAAUUAAUCUACUGGAAAUUCUCUCCGCGUAGUCGUAGCCUAUUUAUAAUUGUUUUAAGCAUAUAUAGUUUUAUUUAAUUUUAAGUGAAUUUUCGUUUUCACAAUCACGAUUGCCAAUUACCGUGCAUCACGUUACUUACAAUUGUGUGAUAUUAAUCCUAAUCCCGAAACAGAGCAAGAUUUGUAAUACGCGCCAAAGGCAUUUUCAUCUGUGGAUUAUUUAGUUUUUAGUUUUGCUUUUUUAAGUCAUUCUGAAUGAACAAAUUAAACUUCGGCUUUAGGAGUAAUUCUACCUAUCCAUUUUAUGUAUGUAUAUGAUACGAAGCAUGAAAUAACGAGUUAAAAAAAAAGUAUUUGGAUGUUUCUCGACGAGAAUUAGAUUUACAGAUAUUUAUUUGUAGAAGAAACAUUUUGUAUAGAAUUGACUGAAAUUGGGAGACAAAUUUUUGUAAAAUGUUUGAAAAUACUUUACUUUGCGAGGGCGCUUCUUUAUCUUUGUAUAAAAUUUUUUGACUUUUACAUGAAGGUAUGCGUUGUAAAAUUAUUUAUAGAAAAAAUGUAUGUACGCUUUGGUUAACCGAGCAUCGAAAUUUUUAUUCUAACAUUAGUCAACGUUGCUUUUGCACUUAUUGUGCUGGGGUUUUAAUUUUUACGACAGAUCAAACUUCUUGUACAAUACUGCGGAUUUUUUCAGAAAAUGUGUGGAUUUCAAAGAAACUUUUUUUCAAAACUAUAAUGCGAAAUCUUGAGGAUUAUUCUCAUUUAUUAGAUUUUUGUAUUAGUUAUUAUUAUUCUAGUUUUGUCUUAUCAAUAACUUUGAUCAAGUGAUUAUGGCUUAGAAUAAUUUGUGUCACGAGCGAUUACUCAUUUUUUUUACAGUAUUAGAUGAACGUGAUCGACACCGUGUAUUAGGGAAAACUUUUUAAUUGAGUAAAAGUACAGUUUGGCGAAACUUUUUUUUCUUAUUUCAGUCGUAAAAUCCGUUUAGACUAUUAAUAUUUAUCACAUUUCUUGUAAAAUGUAACCAGCUUCUUAAAGAUUGACUUCCAUGUAAAGCUUUACUGUUACAUUUAAGAAACUAAAAAUAUUUUAUUAGCAACACGAUUUUCGAGCAGCUGUCCAAAAUUUCUUUUAUAUGUACAAUUGUACUGUGAUACUAAACAUGAUUUCUACCUUAUGCAAACCAUUUUUACCAAUAAAAAACAAAUUUAAUCCAGAAA